AUGAAUAAUUGGAAGCCCUCAUUGACAGAUUUUUUGGACUUAACAGAGCAUCUUAAAAAGCCUUUUUACAGACAUGAUAGUAGAGAAAAGGAAGCCAGUAAAGUUGUAUUUGACGAUUUGUCGAAUCUGAUAUGGGUUGGUGAUAGCUAUGCCCGUGUUUCCUCUUACUAUGGUGGCUCCCUUUCGUUGUAUUCUCGUUACACUGCUAAUAUUGGAGGUCUGCCUGUUAACGAUAUUUUGACCCAUAGAGAAGGUAUACUUUCAUUAAAUGAGGACUCAUUGCAUUUUGCCAAUCGUCGAGGUGUCACGAUGAUGAACUUGACCAGUGUUGAUGUUGCUGCAUUUAGUGGAUUAAGAUCUAUGUGUUUUGGUGGUGCAGAAUACGUAAACCAUGUGUACUGUGCUGGUACAAAUCCAAAUUCAGGUAUUGUUCGCAUUGAUUUGAACAGAGGUACUCCAAGUUCUGUUAUAAGUUAUCCUCAUAAGGUGAAACACAUGUGCUCGAACAACAAGGUAAUAUCAGUGGGGAAACAGACAGGUGGUGUAGAUAUACUAGAUCCUCGGUCGAAUAGCGUCGUAAGAACUUUCUCAGCUCAUUCUGGCACCAUAUCUUCUAUGGACUCUAAGGAUUAUACUUUGGUUACCGUGGGGAAAUCAAAAAGGUUUAACAAUAUGUACGCUGAUCCGUUUGUGAACGUUUACGAUUUGAGAACUAUGCAACAGCUACCACCAAUAUCUUUCUCUAAAGGAACGACUAUGGGUGCAGGUGGUGCAGAUUUUGUGCAAUUACACUCCUUACUACCCACGGUAAUGGUUGUAGGUUCAGCUUCAGGCUCGUUUGAUUUUGUAGAUUUGGCGAAUCCAACACUGCGAACACAGUACAUUCAUCCAAGUCAAUCAAUAAAAAGUAUGGCUUUGUCACCAAAUGGUGACUAUUUGGCCUUCACGGGAGAUGAUAAUACUUUGACGACAUGGAAUCGAACCGAUGAUAGUCACAAUUUCACCAAUACGCCGAUCCCAUUAGAGUAUUCCGAUUUCGUAGAUGAUGGACUUUUACCUCAUUUGACGGAUGUAGAUGAUCAGUCUUAUCACUUGAGUAGUGUGGGAAUGCCUUAUUACUCUCAGCAACUUAUUUCAGCAUGGCCCAACUCCAUCUUUAGAAGUCCAGGAACCAUACCCACACCUCUCGAUGAACAUAUGCCCAUCACAAAACCAAGACCUAAAUCAAACCCAGGAGCGUACCCACUUCAAAAGUACGAUAGGUCUAAGUACGGCCGUCGUAAUGCUUUGGAGUCUUAUGUCUGUCUCAAAGAAAUUAGAAAGAAAUUCGCCUCAGGAAUAAUCCCAUCAGACAUGUUGAAAUAUAAAUCUACGGAGGAAUGUGAAGUACCCAAAGCUUAUAUGAAAUUGCCGCUAACGCAUGGUCGUUAUGGAACUGAUAAUUUUGAUUUCCAAGCAUUUAACCAAACAUCUUACUCUACUUUGGAUAAUGACGUCGAUAAUGUCUACACAAAUUCGAUACUACAACUUUACCGCUUUGUCCCAGAGCUUUUCAAUUUUGUAGUAGGUAGCCUAAAGGAUGAAAAUUUUGGCCUACAUUCUUUAUUGACUGAGUUGGGUUAUCUCUACGACAUGAUGGAUAGAUCGAAAGGCAAAGUAUGCCGCUCAGCGAAUUUCCAAUCAACUUUAAAUUCCAUUGAUGGAUUUAAGGAACAAGGACUCACAACACCUUUAAGUACGGAUUUGACGUUUUUGGAAAGAUUAAAGAUUAAUGAUGAGCCAAUCACUUCCCCAUCCAUGGAGAGGCUACGAAAAAGUCUGGUUCAAAAAUUUAAUGAAUUUGUACUACACCGACUGAUGAAUGAAGAGUCUGAGAAGGUUCCUUCCACCGUAACAUUAAAAGAACUUUAUGGAUUUCAAUUAGAUUCUACCAUACGAACAAGUUGUAAUUAUCAAGAAGUUUUGAAAAGUGUGGAGCCUACAUUGACUGUCUUGUCCCCAACAAGAAACAGUAUCAAAUAUGCAAACAAAAAAAUGAAUAGCCAAACAAUUCUUCCCUACAUCGAGUCAUCCAUGAGAAGAGUCAAACACACAACAAGUACAUGUUCGAAAUGUAAUAAGCAAGAGUUAACCACUUAUGAAAGGGUAAUGAGGAAUUUACCGCCAAUAUUGUCCCUUGAUAUUUUACUAUCUGAAUCUGAAUGGGCUGUUGUCAAAUCUGUAAAGAAUUGGCUGUCCAAGGAGUUUUUUGCUGCCAUGACCAAGGAAAAGGCUCUUUUGCAAAGUAGUCCUCAGGAAUUAAGAGGUAUAAGUCCGAUUUUCAAAUAUGAACUUAAUGGAUAUGUUGCCAGAAUAAGUGAUAGAAAUGGUGAGUCUCGCUUGGUGACAUUCAUUCGAAAAUAUGAAUCUGAAGAAAACAUUUUCAAAUGGUAUAUGUUUAAUGGUUAUCUUGCUGUUGAAGUUGAUGAAGAGGAAGCAUUAAACAUUUCCUAUUGGUGGAAAACUCCAGAGACAAUCAUUUAUUGUGAUGCAGAGGAAAUUCGGAAACCAUUUUUUUCUGUGGAUACCUAUCGUAUUAAUUAUGAUGUUCUGUAUCGUAAUCAUUUUGCUAAUGGGGUCGGAAUUACUGCAAAGACCCAAUACGAGUUGUUGUGCAAAGAGGAAGCCCCUAAACCAGGAACUUUGGUUGCUAUUGAUGCAGAGUUUGUUGUAUUGAGUGAAGAGCUCAGUGAAAUUGAUUGUACUGGCGUAAAGACCAUAGUUAAACCGAAAAAAACUGCUCUUGCAAGGCUCUCUGUUCUUAGAUGUGAAGAAGGUGCUCAAUUCGGGGUACCUUUCAUUGAUGACUAUAUUUUCAACAAGGAGCACAUUGAGAACUACCUGACUCGUUAUAGUGGGAUUUCGCCCGGUGAUUUAGAUUUGGAAAAGAGUGACAAACCUCUAGUCUCGAGGGAAGUUACCUAUCGUAAAGUUUGGUUGCUAAUGCAAUUGGGUUGCGUGUUUGUGGGACAUGGUUUGAGCAACGAUUUUAAGCAUAUUAAUAUUAACGUACCAAAAGAGCAAAUCAGAGAUACUGCUCUAUAUUUUUUACGUGGGAAAAGAUUCCUUUCUUUGAGAUACCUGGCGUAUGCUCUCUUGGAUAAGAAUGUUCAAGAGGGAAACCAUGAUUCGAUUGAGGAUGCCUACACGGCUUUGAUAUUAUAUAAAAAAUAUUUGGACUUGAAAGAAAAGGGAACUUUAGAGCAUGUUUUGGACACUAUUUAUGCAGAGGGUAGAGCAUCAAAUUAUAGAGUACCAUUCCAAUAA
This is a messenger RNA of Zygosaccharomyces rouxii, 3306 nucleotides long. It is a transcript of the gene PAN2, whose product is annotated as poly(A)-specific ribonuclease. The transcript has a single exon. Gene Ontology annotation, biological process: nuclear-transcribed mRNA poly(A) tail shortening. Gene Ontology annotation, cellular component: PAN complex; P-body. The coding region runs from base 1 to 3306 and encodes 1101 amino acids. Lineage: Eukaryota; Fungi; Ascomycota; Saccharomycetes; Saccharomycetales; Saccharomycetaceae. The record is from RefSeq and is a predicted model, not a curated record. Gene Ontology annotation, molecular function: nucleic acid binding; protein binding.